This is a messenger RNA of Emericellopsis cladophorae, 642 nucleotides long. Its product is annotated as Small nuclear ribonucleoprotein-associated protein B-like protein. Gene Ontology annotation, biological process: mRNA splicing, via spliceosome. The coding region runs from base 1 to 642 and encodes 213 amino acids. The record is from RefSeq and is a predicted model, not a curated record. Gene Ontology annotation, cellular component: U4/U6 x U5 tri-snRNP complex; catalytic step 2 spliceosome; U1 snRNP. Gene Ontology annotation, molecular function: RNA binding. The transcript is spliced from 6 exons. Lineage: Eukaryota; Fungi; Ascomycota; Sordariomycetes; Hypocreales; Bionectriaceae.
AUGUCAAACAAGCAGGGAAAGAUGGCUGGCUAUAUCAACUGGCGCAUGCGCGUCACGUUGAAUGAUGGUCGCGCCAUGACCGGCCAAAUGCUGGCUUUUGACAAGCACAUGAACCUUGUCUUGGCAGAUACCGAGGAAUUUCGCCGCACCAAACGACGACAGAACAAGCCCGCGGCUCCUGGCCAAAGCGGCACGCAAACCGUCGAAUCUGAGGAGAAGAGGACCUUGGGCUUGACCAUUGUCCGCGGUGCCCACAUCAUCUCUCUGUCUGUCGAAUCGCCGCCUCCAGCAGACCCCAGUGCGAGGUUGAACAAAUCCGGGCCAGCUGGCAUCGGCUCUACUUUGAGUGCUGGUCCUGGAGUCGCAAAGCCUGCUGGCCGUGGAGCUGCUCCUCCUUCUCUAGCUGGCCCUGCUGCUGGCGUUGGCGCUGGUGCGCCUCCAGGCUUCCCCGGCUUUCCUGGCGCUCCCCCCGGUUUCCCCGGUGCUGGACGCGGUGGACCGCCUCCUGGCUUCCCCGGCGCCGGUGGCUUCCCUCCUGGCGGUGGCCCUCCCGGCGGCUUCCCUGGUGGCUUCCCCGGUGCUCCCCCAGGCUUCAACACUGGCGGCGGGCCUCCCGGGUUCAACCCUCCCCCUCGACGAUGA